Messenger RNA from Musa acuminata AAA Group (dessert banana), 1623 nucleotides. Its product is annotated as E3 ubiquitin-protein ligase SP1. Bases 241 to 1272 code for a protein of 343 amino acids. Gene Ontology annotation, biological process: protein ubiquitination; organelle organization. The record is from RefSeq and is a predicted model, not a curated record. Gene Ontology annotation, molecular function: ubiquitin-protein transferase activity. The transcript is spliced from 11 exons. NCBI's taxonomy places the organism in Eukaryota, Viridiplantae, Streptophyta, Magnoliopsida, Zingiberales, Musaceae.
UCUCUUUUCGGACUGUCGGUCGGGGUUGGGACUUGGAUUAGCUUCUCGCGACGGACUCGCAUCGAAAAAGGGCGCUUUCUUUUCUCUUUCCUCGCUCAAUCGGAGAUUCGCCGCCUCAGAUUUGAUUUAUUUCCUUCCCCCUCUCCCUAUUUCUUACCAUCAUUUGAACACCAAAUAGUCGUUUCACCGAUCUCUAUUAUCUACCUCCCUUUUUCUUGGAUUCUUCAACCUGUAUCAAGGAUGAUUCCAUGGGGUGGAUUGGGCUGCUGCGCAAGUGCAGCUGCGCUGUAUCUCUUGGGGCGGAACAGCGGAAGGGAUGCGAAUGUUCUCAGAUCGGUCACCAGAGUUAACCAACUGAAGGAUUUGGCUGUUCUCCUAGAUACUGCUUGCAAGGUCCUUCCUCUUGUUGUUACUGUGACUGGACGAGUUGGUUCAGAAACACCUAUCAACUGUGAGCAAAGUGGUCUAAGAGGUGUUAUAGUUGAGGAAACGGCAGAACAACACUUCUUAAAACAUAAUGAUGCUGGAUCCUGGAUACAAGAUUCUGCUCUGAUGCUUUCCAUGAGCAAAGAGGUCCCUUGGUACUUGGAUGAUGGGUCUGGACGUGUCUAUGUUGUUGGUGCUCGAGGUGCUACAGGCUUGGUAUUAACUGUUGCAAGUGAAGUUUUUGAGGAUUCAGGGCGAUCUUUGGUCCGUGGGACGCUGGACUACCUACAGGGUCUUAAGAUGCUUGGAGUUAAGCGAACUGAGAGAAUCCUUCCUACUGGUACUGCAUUGACUAUUGUUGGUGAGGCAGUUAAAGAUGAUGUUGGAAAAAUCAGGAUUCAGCGACCCCACAAAGGGCCAUUUUAUGUGUCCCCAAAGAACAUUGAUCAGUUAAUUGUAAAUCUUGGAAAAUGGGCUAGAUGGUACCAAUUUGCUUCCAUGGGGUUUACAGUCUUUGGGGUCUUUCUGCUUGCAAAGCAUGCACUGCAGUAUAUUUUGGAGAGGAGGAGACGCCGGGAGUUGCAGAAAAGGGUUCUCAGUGCAGCAGCAGCGCGCCAAGCACGGGAUGCUGAAGGAUCAAACCAAGAGUCUGAAAAACUGUCAGAUAACAUGAAGAAGGAUCAUCUGAUGUUAGACAUAUGUGUGAUCUGCCUUGAGCAAGAAUAUAAUGCUGUUUUUGUCCCGUGUGGUCAUAUGUGCUGCUGCACCACAUGCUCUUCACACUUAACUAGCUGCCCACUGUGUCGUAAAAGAAUCGAUCAAGUUGUCAAGACCUUCCGUCACUGAUAUUUUAGAGAAAGCUUAACAAUAUUCUCAUUUGAUGCUGUGGCUCUUUUGAAAGAUUAUGAAUGCCAGCUCUAGACUUAUCUGUAGCCAUUGUCAUCUACUGACAGCUGAUAUAAGCUUGCCAAAGGUAGCCUUAAGGAAGGAAUCACAUCCUAUCUCCGAUAUUAUCAGACAUGUGAUUGUUAGAUGUGAUUGAUUUUACAAGUCGGUAGUUUGCUUCUCUUUGUAAAUUGUGAGACUCCUCUUUGGAGUAUGUCAUAGCCUCUGAUUAUGUUCUUCAUGGUACAGAUUCUCAAAUUUACAGUUGUUAGAAUUUAUGCAUUCAAAAAGUGUUCGAUUGUAUUAUAAUGA